UAUCAUACGAAACACAUGCAGAUAUUUUCCCGACAGAAAUUUUUUAAUUCCGACCCUCAACAACCAUAAAUAGCCAGCCAGAGUGGGAGAGUUGCAAAGCGACAAAUAACGAGAAAAGCGAAAGAGGGAAUUGAUAGAUCGAAAACACAACAGCGAGUCUUCGCCAUGGAUAGUGGAAAGUCGACUAACAAAAGUGCAGGGAAGCCGAUUCGAUGCAGAGCUGCGGUUGCUCGCGAGCCGGGGAAGCCUCUGGUCAUAGAGGAGGUUAUGGUUGCUCCUCCAGAGGCUCAUGAAGUCAGGAUCAAGAUUAUUUGCUCUUCUCUCUGUCACAGCGAUAUUGUCUUUUGGAAAUUGAAGGAAUUUCCGGGAAUCUUUCCAAGAGUUUUAGGUCACGAAGCCAUUGGGGUUGUGGAGAGCGUGGGAGAAUAUGUGAAUGAUUUUACCGAAGGCGAUGUUGUCAUACCAGUAUUUAUGUCAGAUUGUGGAGAAUGUGAGGAUUGCAGAUCCCCGAAGAGCAACUUGUGUUCAAAUUAUCCAUUUAAGUUCUCUCCUUGGACACCUAGGUACGAGACGAGCAGAUUUACAGACCUCAAGGGAGAGGUUUUAUACCAUUUCCUAUUUGUGUCAAGUUUCAGUGAGUAUACCGUGGUCGAUGGGGCUAAUGUUGUAAAGAUCGAUCCUGCCGUCCCUCCGAAUCGGGCUUGCCUCCUGGGUUGCGGAGUGUCCACAGGCGUUGGUGCUGCUUGGAGAGCUGCAAAUGUUGAGGCAGGAUCAACUGUGGCUGUAUUUGGGCUGGGAUCAAUUGGAUUAGCAGCUGCAGAGGGAGCAAGGCUUUGUGGUGCUGCCAGAAUUAUAGGAGUUGACGUAAAUCCUGAGAAGUUUGAAGUUGGGAAAAAAUUUGGUGUCACUGACUUUGUCAAUCCUAAAAGCUCUGGGGAUAAAGCCGUGAGCCAGGUGAUUAAGGAAAUGACUGGUGGGGGUGCAGACUAUUGCUUCGAAUGUGUUGGUUUGGCAUCCUUGGUUGAGGAAGCAUAUGCAUCGUCCCGAAAGGGCUGGGGAAAGACAAUAGUUUUAGGUUUGGACAAGCCGGGGUCACAGAUAUGCCUUAACUCUAAUGGGGUCCUUCAGGAUGGGAAGAUCAUCACUGGAUCCUUGUAUGGAGGCCUGAAACCUAAAAGGGAUGUUCCCAUACUCGCACAACGUUACAUGGACAAGGAAUUGCAACUUGAUGAGUUUGUCACACACGAGGUGAAGUUUGAAGACAUAAACAAAGCUUUUGAUCUGCUUCUUAAAGGAGAGUCUCUCCGAUGUGUGAUUUGGAUGAACAAAUGACACGUUUUUAGAAUUGUGCGUAAUUUGAUCAGGUGACUCGUUUCGACGUGGUGAUCAAGCUCCACCCUUAUUUUGGCAAAUUCCAUUGUUUAGGGCCUCAAAUGACCAUUUUAAUGUUUUAUGGAUAUUUUUAUAAUUUGGUGUUUUUGUGUUUUUUCGUCAAUGUCCUGUCAAACGACAGUGUCCUGUGAGAUGUGACCGUGAAAUGUUGAUUUAAUCUUUUUCGUUGUUUUCA
Messenger RNA from Tripterygium wilfordii, 1567 nucleotides. Its product is annotated as alcohol dehydrogenase-like 7. Gene Ontology annotation, cellular component: cytosol. The record is from RefSeq and is a predicted model, not a curated record. The transcript has 10 exons. Lineage: Eukaryota; Viridiplantae; Streptophyta; Magnoliopsida; Celastrales; Celastraceae. Bases 166 to 1332 code for a protein of 388 amino acids. Gene Ontology annotation, molecular function: zinc ion binding; S-(hydroxymethyl)glutathione dehydrogenase [NAD(P)+] activity. Gene Ontology annotation, biological process: formaldehyde catabolic process.